ACAAAGCAGGGUCGUGGUGAGCGGGCGAACAGACUUCGCUGAGGACGGAAGACACUGGGAGAAUGAACGCGGUGGAGAGGAGGCUGGCGGAGCUCGUGCAUGAGCGUCCGAAUCUGUACGACCAGUCCCGGCAGGACUACAAGGACGCGGUGAAGGGCCAUGAGUCCUGGGGGGAGGUCGCGGGCGCCAUGGGGAGGCCCGAGUACGAGGUGAGGAUCAAGUGGAAGAAUCUGCGCGACAAGUUCUGCAAAGCGAAGAAGCGAAUGACCAGGAGAAACUGCCCCCUGCUGGACGAAGAGGAGAACGGCGCGGUGGAGCGGCCCGCCCCGGCGCUGCUGCACCAGCUGCUCUGGCUGAGCGACUUCGUGAAGCCUCGAGAGGAAGCAGCCGGCGAGAAGAGAGUAGCUGGGAGUGGUGAUGACCUGGAGAGAGUGCGUGAUAAAGUGAAGGAGCAGCACACACCCCUGUCUGCCAUCAGUACCAGCUUCUCUCUAGUGGAGGCCUGUCCAACCAACUGCCAGGAGCUGGUCUGUCUUAACCGUAAGAGGCAAGCCAACACAGAAACUGAGAUCAGUUCUGCAGAUGCCCUCACCAACGUCAGAGAUGAAGACGAACUGUUCCUGCUCAGCCUCCUGCCCUCACUGAAGAGGCUUACCAUUAAAAAGAGAAUGGAGGUGCGGAUGAAAUUCCAGCAGGUGCUUUACACUGCAGAGUUUGAGGACUGAAGAGACCAAAAGACAAUGAGCCUUUCAGUUGAAAGGAGUUAAAAUGAACUAGUUCAAAGUUCAGUUCAUGCAGAUGAAAAUGAACUUGUUCACGUUCAUAGUUAAAUUUUUACAAUUUUGAACUAAGUUCACGAUUCCAAAAAUGAACUAGUUCACGUUCAUUUAAAAAAAAGAAAAAAAAUCAAUAAUAACCUCAACAAAAGGUUUUGCCUUAUAUUUCAAAGAUCAAAUUUAUAUCCAAUGUUUCUUUUCUUUUCUAGUCCUUUUUAUUUUGCAAGAUAUUGAAAGCGUAACAACAAGCCCCUGGUGGUUCAUACUAUAAACUAGAGUAAACAGUUAUUAGUUAAUUAGGUGCAUAUGUACAGUAACAUGUACGCUAAUGCAAUAAAAUACAACAGACGGAUAAUAACCACCUCUGGUUUGAACCUCAUAAUGUUCAUUCAUCCCAAUUUUGAGGCAGUAUGUUGUUAUGUUAUUAUUGUACAUUUUAAAAUAUGUAAAAUAAGAACAUAUUUUUUUUUUUUUACAUUUAAGCUACAAAGUGGGGAAGUUGAUAAACAGCUAUGUUUUUAUUAUAUGUAAAUAAAGUUCACUGACGGAAUGUAUGGUAGCUCGCUUAUCUUUCUGAUAGGACACAUUUAUACUGUAUAUUUUUUACAAAUAAAUAUUUUGUUGCU
Messenger RNA from Hippoglossus stenolepis (Pacific halibut), 1402 nucleotides. RefSeq lists its product as uncharacterized. The record is from RefSeq and is a predicted model, not a curated record. Gene Ontology annotation, molecular function: DNA binding. Gene Ontology annotation, cellular component: transcription regulator complex; nucleus. Bases 63 to 725 code for a protein of 220 amino acids. Gene Ontology annotation, biological process: regulation of transcription by RNA polymerase II. The transcript is spliced from 2 exons. Lineage: Eukaryota; Metazoa; Chordata; Actinopteri; Pleuronectiformes; Pleuronectidae.